Molecule: messenger RNA, 2439 nt
Organism: Fonsecaea nubica
Lineage: Eukaryota; Fungi; Ascomycota; Eurotiomycetes; Chaetothyriales; Herpotrichiellaceae
Exons: 5
Coding region: 1-2439 (812 amino acids)
Biological process (GO): positive regulation of transcription by RNA polymerase II
Cellular component (GO): nucleus
Molecular function (GO): DNA-binding transcription factor activity, RNA polymerase II-specific; zinc ion binding; transcription cis-regulatory region binding
Source: RefSeq, a predicted model, not a curated record
AUGGAUACCACCACGCCAGGUGUCGAGUACGCCGACCGUGCCUGCAACUCGUGCAGACAGCGUCGGGUCAAGUGUGACAAGAGACUUCCUGCCUGCUUGCGCUGUGAGAAAUUAGGGAGACCAUGCACUGGCUACGAUCUGGAACGAAAGUUCCUGGACGAGGGUAUUAAGGUCCGAAGGAAAUAUGAUGGAAACUUUCAAUCACCGGAUUUCUCGCGGAUCGUGGUCUCGAAUUCCCCCAGAGCCCCGGCGGCGACGGCGGCGGUAGUGCCUGAUCGUCGAAUCAAUCUUCCACCGAUACACAACAUCCCAAGCAUCUCUCAAGUAAACUCACCUCCCAUCUCUUCCGCCCCCAACCUGCCAAGCAUACAAGGGGUGUCGGAUCGAGCCUCGAUCCCCAAUAUACAAUUCCCAGCCUUUGGACUCCUCAAUCAGCAGAGUCCCGAUUUCAAUAUUUUCCCCAAUACUCCUCCCCAGCCUGCCAUCAGCGCCCCUCCUCCGUCGUCUACUUCGUCAACUUUUCAAUAUGCGGCGACGCCCCCUCAAUUUCCUGACUAUGGGCAGUAUGCUCACCAGGAACAUCCCACCGCCAAACUGCUUCAUGGCAAGCCGCAGUAUGCACCCUCAGAUUUGGACUCCUCCGUUAGCGAGGACUAUUUCGACCUGGACAUAGAAACAUACUACGCAAAGGGGAAUAAUGCCUGUGGUUUCAUUCCCGGCCUACCAGUGAUCUUGACUGACAAUAAUGUUCCUGAAUCCGACGACGAUUUCUUGACGAGUGAUUUUGCUUCGAUUAGUGGCCGAUCAUCAGUUUAUGAUGGCUCGGAAGGAACUCGCAGCAGCCGCCCAGAGUACAGUCAAAAAUAUCUGCACGAGAGGACAACCGAGUUGGCUUGUCUGACGCGACACUUUGUACAAUCAGUUUCACCAUCGAUGGAUCUCUUCGACCUCGACAACUAUUUUAGCAGAAUAGUCCCUCUGAAAGCCGUUCAGAACGUAAUGCUCAGGUCUGCAAUGGCUGCAGUGGCAGCGAACCAAAUCGGGCAGAUGAUGGCAAAUCACUCGCCAUUGGAAGAUUUGCAGCAUCUAUUACCAUUUAUCGGGGAAGACGGCGCUUUGCAGCACACGGACUGGUUCUACAAGGCCGCCAACUACUAUGAUCGGGGAAUUUCAUACCUGCGAAUCUUUCUGCAGCGUUGGCUGAGCGACACGAACAAGGAAGGGCUUACGGGACAUGCAUCGAGGUACAACGACCCACGGACUCUAUCGGAGCCGAGCAAUAACGCUGCGCUCGGCGCUCCCAACAAACGACGACGCAUCAGCAGAACACAGUCAUCAGAUGGAGCAGACAUGGAGGCUUUGGUAGCUGCAAUAUCCGUCUUCUCGCUUUAUGAGUCCCUCGACAAUUUUACCGACGACUGGUCACAGCACCUUGAUGGCUUCAAAGCGCUCCUGGAAAGCAAAAUCCUCCCGCAUGCCGCUCUUUCUGUCCCUCGUCCACGCGCGAGUCCCUUUAUAUCCAUGAAAGCCGGCCGAGCGGCUUUCUGGAACUUUGCUCGAGCAGAUUAUCUCGCCGCGUACGUGAAUCACUCCAAGACGCGGCUGGAUCCGGACAACUUGACCAUGUGGAAAGCGGCGGGCUUGCCUGUAAUGGACGACGGAACGCUCAACUACAAUGAUCCAUCGACUCCGAUCAACGCAGUUGUGACAUAUCAGCCUGGUGAUCGAGAAGACCUGGUGUCUUGCACUUUGAUCUGGAUAGUGUUGAGGACCAUGAAUUUUAUUGCACCGCAAGAAGACGCCGCACCGAGUUUGAGUGGCACUCCCCGAGUGUUUGACAGUCCUGGAACGAAUGCUAAAGCUGCUUCUGAACCGGGUACACCAGGGGGGACGCAGCCACGGAUUGCGCGGUGGAAGCAACUGCGGCGACAACUCGAAGACUGGUACGACAACCUGCCAUUCACCUUUCAACCAUAUGCGAUUGCGGCUGCAGGCGCCCAGCAACCUUCGGACCUCUUGCCCGAUGGCAGACCACGCUUCGCAAGACUCUUUUUCAGUGUGCCCAUGUGUGCUGCUGCUCUUCAACUAUAUCACUUUGCACAAAUCCUUCUCCUGUUGAACCAACCCGUCGACGACCAAGACGCGAGACACCCCGCAAACAGGCUUCGAAUGUUUCGCCAGGUAGCCGAAGAGUCGGAGCAUCACAGUCGACAGAUCUGCGGCAUCGCGCUUGGGAAGCCUCCACCGGCAGUCAGCAGGCAAAUGGUGCACUCGCUCUACCUGGCCGGAUCAUGCUUUGAGGAGAAAGAGGACCGGACUGUUGUCUUGGAAUUACUGGACAACAUUGCCAAGGAGACUGGUUGUCCGACGGCUCACCGGAUUAAAGAGUUGAAGGAGCAAUGGGGAUGGCAGGACGACACUGUAAGGGAAAUUGGAUAA